This is a messenger RNA of Notechis scutatus (mainland tiger snake), 803 nucleotides long. Lineage: Eukaryota; Metazoa; Chordata; Lepidosauria; Squamata; Elapidae. The record is from RefSeq and is a predicted model, not a curated record.
CCGUCCGCCUGGCCCCGGAGCGGGAGUUCAUCAAGUCGCUGAUGGCCAUCGGGAAGCGCCUGACCACGCUGCCCACCAAGGAGCAGAAGACGCAGAGGCUCAUCUCCGAGCUGUCCCUGCUCAACCACAAGCUGCCCGCCCGCGUCUGGCUGCCCACCGCCGGCUUCGACCACCACGUGGUGCGGGUGCCCCACACCCAGGCGGUGGUCCUGAACUCCAAGGACAAGGCUCCCUACCUGAUCUACGUGGAGGCGCUUGAGUGCGAGAACUUCGACACCACCAGCGUCCCGGCCCGCAUCCCCGAGAACCGCAUCCGCAGCACCCGCUCGGUGGAGAACCUGCCGGAGUGCGGCAUCACCUACGAGCAGCGCGCCAGCAGCUUCACCACCGUGCCCAACUACGACAACGACGACGAGGCCUGGUCCGUGGACGACAUCGGGGAGCUGCAGGUGGAGCUGCCCGAGCUGCACACCAGCAGCUGCGACAACAUCUCGCAAUUCUCGGUGGACAGCAUCACCAGCCAGGAGAGCAAGGAGCCCGUCUUCAUCGCGGCGGGGGACAUCAGGAGGCGCCUCUCCGAGCAGCUGGCCCACACGCCCACCUCCUUCAAGAGGGACCCCGAAGACCCCUCGGCCGUCGCCCUGAAGGAGCCCUGGCAGGAGAAAGUGAGGCGGAUCCGAGAGGGCUCCCCUUACGGCCACCUGCCCAACUGGCGGCUCCUCUCCAUGAUUGUGAAGUGCGGGGACGACCUCCGGCAGGAGCUGCUGGCCUUCCAGGUGCUCAAGCAGCUGCAGGUAAGGAAG